Histoplasma mississippiense is the source of this 906-nucleotide messenger RNA. RefSeq lists its product as hypothetical. Gene Ontology annotation, biological process: rRNA processing; ribosomal large subunit assembly. Gene Ontology annotation, molecular function: 3'-5' exonuclease activity; nucleic acid binding. The record is from RefSeq and is a predicted model, not a curated record. Gene Ontology annotation, cellular component: nucleus. Bases 1 to 906 code for a protein of 301 amino acids. The transcript is spliced from 3 exons. NCBI's taxonomy places the organism in Eukaryota, Fungi, Ascomycota, Eurotiomycetes, Onygenales, Ajellomycetaceae.
AUGGAACUCAAAAACCUCUCAAGCAAUUGGCGAAAACUUCAAGAAACACUGAAAAUCGACAGCCCCUCCACUGCCCAAAAACGCAAAGCAGAUAAUAUUGCUACAACCAGUUACGAAGUAAAGAAAAAGAAAUUACCGCUAUCGUUACCACCAGAGACCCAUAGGAAAGGCGGGAGGGGUGAAAAGUUUUCCAAAAGACCCUCGCAACGGAAUAUAUCCACAACCUCAAUAGUGCAGGCAAAACCGAAGCCUUCUAGCGAAGCGAAGGUUAAUGAAGGGAUAUCUCCAACCGCGGAGGUCGGGAGAUAUGUCGCUCUUGACUGUGAAAUGGUGGGCGUGGGCCCGAAUCCCGAUCGCGACUCGGCUUUAGCUCGUGUGAGUAUCGUCAACUACAACGGUGAACAAGUCUACGAUUCGUUUGUGCUUCCGAAGGAGAAAGUGACGGACUGGCGAACACAUGUUAGCGGGGUGUCACCAAAACACAUGACAGAUGCCAGAGAGUUUGAAGUAGUCCAAAGAGAUGUCGCAGGUAUUCUGGAUGGCUGCAUUUUGGUAGGGCAUGCGGUCCGGAACGAUUUAGAUGCUUUGCUCCUCAGUCAUCCGAAGCAUGAUAUACGGGAUACCAGUAAACAUCCUCCGUACCGAAAAAUUGCUGGCGGCGGCUCACCGCGUCUGAAGAUACUGGCUUCUGAGCUAUUAGGGUUAGAAAUACAGGGCGCUGCUCAUUCAAGUAUAGAGGACGCGCAGGCAACGAUGCUUCUUUUCCGACGAGACAAACAAGCUUUUGAGCGGGAGCAUGCGAAGAAAUGGCCACCUAUACGUGCACCUGCUGGUGGCAAUGCUAAUAACGCAGACACCAGGAGGAAGAAAAAGAGAAACGCCAAGAAGGGAAAGGGGAAUAAAUAG